AUGUCAUCAAAUAACCCGGCCAAUUCUUACGUCUGUGAUACAAUUCCCCCAGCUCGCUUAGCCCAGAACCAGUUCCACCCUUUCCAACACGACAACAUCCACAGCCCACAGCCCAUGCUCUUUGAACACCAUGAUCACCCCGAACAGUCACCCAAGCAGGCCGUUGUCGACGACGACCACCACCAUGACCGUGACCGCGACCCCGGCUCUCCUGGAGGCACCCCGCAGCCGCCUCCUCGCAAACUUUGUGUCAGGCACCAGCGCAUGGCCGACGAGGGCAUGAACCUCAAGCUUCAACAGUCACUAGACGCCCUCUCUAUCGAGGAACGCGAAUCUGUAAACGCCAUCUGGAGCAACUUUUCCUCGUCGUCCCACCCACGCCGUGCCCUCAUCCUCCAAGGUCUCUUGACCAUGUGCUGCUUCUCCCAGCUCUCCCUGCUCACCGAGCAACUCGCCCACUUGAUCCGCAUCGACCCCUUCGUCGUCCUCCCCCGCGAAAUUGCCCUCAAGAUUCUCUCCUAUCUCGACGCUACCUCCCUAUGUCGUGCAGCCCAAGUCAGCACCCGAUGGCGUGCCCUGGCCGACGACAAUGUCCUGUGGAGGGCGAUCUGCGAACAACACAUCGGUCAAAAGUGUCACAAGUGCGGGUGGGGACUUCCCGUCCUGGAGAAGAAAAGAGCGCUGUGUUAUCGUUCUACACCAUCUAAUUCCCAUUCUCCGGUCUCUUCGCCAUCCAUCUCGCUUCCUUCGACGUCCACACCAGCAUCCACUUCCACAGAUCCAACCACCUCACGGAAACGACCUGCUGCCGAUUCCUCGGACUUGCUCUCUCCUCCCGUGAAAAGACAACGAUCAGACGAGGCUUCUUCCUCUCAAACACAGGAGAGUGUCAAUUCACUCACAAACACCGCCCCUACCCCUCUCCCCGCACCCACACUUCGGCCUUGGAAGGACGUCUACAGCGAACGGAUGACUAUCGAGCGCAACUGGCGUCGGGGACGGUGCACUGUCCGAACGCUCAAGGGGCACACUGACGGCGUAAUGUGCCUACAGUUCAACGAAACCCUCUCACACCCCGCCUUCCCCGUCCUCAUCACCGGCUCGUACGACCGCACCGUCCGUGUCUGGAACCUCGAGACCGGUCAAGAGCUCUUCUGCCUCAAAGGCCACACGCGGGCUGUCAGGGCAUUACAGUUUGAUGAAGUCAAACUUAUCACUGGUUCGAUGGACAACACUCUCAAAGUGUGGGAUUGGAGGAGGGGCAAGUGUAUAAGAACUCUGACCGGUCAUACGGAAGGAGUAGUGUGUCUAAACUUUGAUUCGAACGUGUUGGCGAGUGGGAGUGUGGAUUCGACGAUUCGGGUGUGGAAUAUGAGAUCCGGGACGUCCUUCACGCUGCGCGGGCACACGGAUUGGGUCAAUGCGGUGCAGUUGUGGGACUCCCAGCCUCAGUCGGUGCAACAGGAGAGUGGGAGUGGAAGUUUGUUGGAUAUGUCCGGGUGUCGGUCGCCGAAUGCGAAUGCGGGGAACAACAAUAUCGAUCCUGGCAAGAUGCUCUUUUCGGCUUCGGACGACGGGACGAUUAAACUCUGGGACCUCAAUAUGCGAACGUGUGUGAGGGUGUUUACGGGUCAUGUAGGGCAGGUGCAGAGUAUGAAGUUGUUGGUGGAGGGGUGUGAUAGCAAUCGGGAUGAGGAUGGGGAGGAGGCGGCUGUGGAUAGCGGUUCGUCGGUUGCGUCGAGGGAUAGUCCCGAACCUGCCCCCAAGCGCAGGAAGAAGCCACUUCUCAUCUCAGGCAGUCUGGACAACACUAUUCGACUCUGGGAUAUCGAGACGGGCAAGGCCACGGGAGCGUUGUUCGGCCACAUUGAAGGCGUUUGGUCGGUCGCGUCUGACAAGCUUCGCGUUGUCAGCGGGAGCCACGACCGCACGAUAAAGGUCUGGAGCAGGGAGGAUCAAAAGUGUAUCGCGACACUCGUUGGGCAUCAGGCAGCUGUCAGCUGCAUCGCACUCGGAGAAGACAAAAUCGUCUCUGGAGGUGAUGACAACGAUAUCAAGGUCUGGAGCUUUGCUUGA
Molecule: messenger RNA, 2076 nt
Organism: Coprinopsis cinerea okayama7#130
Lineage: Eukaryota; Fungi; Basidiomycota; Agaricomycetes; Agaricales; Psathyrellaceae
Product: F-box/WD repeat-containing protein pof1
Exons: 2
Coding region: 1-2076 (691 amino acids)
Molecular function (GO): protein binding
Source: RefSeq, a predicted model, not a curated record